Molecule: messenger RNA, 564 nt
Organism: Olea europaea var. sylvestris
Lineage: Eukaryota; Viridiplantae; Streptophyta; Magnoliopsida; Lamiales; Oleaceae
Product: deoxyhypusine synthase-like
Exons: 3
Biological process (GO): peptidyl-hypusine biosynthetic process
Cellular component (GO): cytoplasm
Molecular function (GO): deoxyhypusine synthase activity
Source: RefSeq, a predicted model, not a curated record
AUGGGCUGGUAUUUGGUAAAUGUCUAUAGUGGGCUGGUAUUUGGGGUUGUGAACAAUAUUACUAUCUUCUUCCCUGGCUUAAUAGAUGGUUCAUUGGGUGAUAUGUUGUAUUUCCACUCUUUCAAAAAGGAGCCCGGUCUAGUCAUCGACAUUGUGCAAGUUGAAGAUCUUCACUGUCAUCUUAUGCUAAUUUGUAACAAUGUAGAAUAAUGGACACAAUUAAGAUAAACAGAUAUUAGGGCCAUGAAUUGUGAGGCGGUCCAUGCUGGUCUCAGGAAGACUGGAAUGGUAAUUCUUGGAGAGGGGCUGCCCAAGCAUCAUAUAUGCAAUGCAAAUAUGAUGCGUAAUGGUGCGGAUUAUGCUAUAUUUAUCGACACACCACAAGAGCCUGAUGGAAGUGAUUCAGUUGCCCACCCUGACAAAGCUGUGUCUUGGGGUAAAAUUCGAGGUUUUGCUAAUUCAGUGAAGGUGCACUGUGAUGCAACUAUUGCUUUCCCCCUCCUGGUAGCAGAAACAUUUGCUGCCAAGGCAAAAGGAUCAGACGAAACCACUUCUUGGGUUUAA